AUGGACCGAGAACAGAGAAUAGGAAGUCUAAAAUGUCGAACAUGUUUCGUCACAUUCCAAUCAAAUAUACAUCAAUUGAGCGAUGCAGUGGACGUAUAUUAUGAAUGGAUCGACGCAUCAGAAGAUACACGGCACGAACAACGACCCGGAUCAAAACGUCCGAAUAACCGAAUACCAGGAGGAAGUAAUGGGAGAGGAGGUGGUACAGGUGGUGGGGGAGAUGGUGGUUCUGAGGAUCAUAGUCGUUAUCGCGGUGGAAGUGGUGGUCAUAGUGGCAGUUUUCGAAAUACUUCGGAACAGCAUUUCGACGGCUAUGAUGAGGAUGAUGAAUUUAAUUAA
Molecule: messenger RNA, 339 nt
Organism: Ambispora gerdemannii
Lineage: Eukaryota; Fungi; Glomeromycota; Glomeromycetes; Archaeosporales; Ambisporaceae
Source: the annotation of a GenBank genome assembly